This is a messenger RNA of Labeo rohita (rohu), 5665 nucleotides long. It is a transcript of the gene met, whose product is annotated as MET proto-oncogene, receptor tyrosine kinase. The coding region runs from base 373 to 4518 and encodes 1381 amino acids. Gene Ontology annotation, cellular component: membrane; signaling receptor complex. Lineage: Eukaryota; Metazoa; Chordata; Actinopteri; Cypriniformes; Cyprinidae. Gene Ontology annotation, molecular function: protein binding; ATP binding; transmembrane receptor protein tyrosine kinase activity. The transcript has 21 exons. The record is from RefSeq and is a predicted model, not a curated record. Gene Ontology annotation, biological process: multicellular organism development; phagocytosis; cell migration.
ACCAUCCAAUGGGACGGGCACCGUGGAGUAACGACCCGCAACGUUUACGAAGAGUACAACAAGAAGUCCUUUAAACUGAUGUGACCCAUUCUGAGCGUGAUUCACCCGACAGCACAUUCCCUCACUGAGUGAUUACGGGGUUGCGCAGAGAGAGAGAGAGAGAGAGAGAGAGAGAGAGAGAGAGAGAGAGAGGAGGAAGAGCGGGCAACUUUUUUACCAGAAAGCGCGCAGAAACUCACCGCUGCAUCUUGAGACUGCUGGCAUCCGCCAGAAACAGCGCGCCCGCGUCUCUAGCGAAACGGACCGUUAAAAGAUGUGAUUAUUUCCCCUUUCUGUCUCCGACAGGUGUCUUUAUUUUACAGAAGAACAAAGAUGAGAAUUCACUAUUCUGAAGCCACUUCCAUCCUCAUCAUCCUUCAGACGUUGUGGUGGGGCUUGAAUAGUCAAUGUGAGGAACCAAUAGAGAGCUCCAAACUCGACCUCUCUGUGACCUAUGACCUCCCUCACUUUGUGUCUGACACUCCCAUCCAGAAGCUGUUGGAAUUCAAUGGAACUGUGUAUGUUGGUGCCGUCAACAAACUUUACGCUCUGUCAAAAGACCUCAAAAAGAUACACGAGUACAAUACGGGACCUGUUUAUGAGGGUCGAGACUGCAGUGCACCAGAUCCAUGCAGCGGUUGCAACAACAAACCCAUUAACUCGAACAACACCAACAUGGCCCUGUUGAUGGAGACUUUUUAUGAUCUUGAGCUCUUCAGCUGCGGCUCAGUUGGGAACGGCGUCUGCCGUCGUUACUUAUUAGAGGAUGGACCACUGGAUGCGGAAGUUACUUGCAUGUAUUCAAUGAAGAACAAAGACAGCAGCCACGGCUGCCCAGACUGCUUGGCAGGACCUUCGGGCACUCAGAUCCUUAACGUGAUGAGCAGCGGCGUCGUGAGGUUCUUCGUCGCAAACUCUGAGCCUCUUGAUUUGUCCGUCCCACGUCUCCACCACACUAUCUCCGUUAGAAAGAUGCGAGAGACUCAAGACGGCUUUGAGUUCUUUUCUGACCAAUCCUACAUGGACUUAGCCCCAGGGUUGCGUGGAAACUACCCGCUGCACUAUGUCUACUCCUUCCAGAGUGGCCCAUAUGUGUAUUUUCUGACCGUCCAACGAGAAGGUGGCAGCUCAAACGCCUUCCACACUCGGAUCGUACGCAUGUGCUCUUCAGAUCCUGAAAUCCUGCGCUAUGUAGAAAUGCCUUUUGAGUGCAUUUACUCCGAGAGAAGAAGAAAGAAGCGCUCGGCUCAAGUGGUUUUCAAUGUUCUCCAGGCUGCACAUGUGGCAAAGGUCGGCUAUGACUUUCAGCAGGAGAUGGGGCUGAAAGAAGGCGAGGACGUGCUGUUUGCUGCCUUCGCCCGGAGCAAACCCGACUCACCCGAGCCCACGGCCAGCUCUGCCGUCUGCCUUAUCUCCAUCACAGACAUCAAUAACUUCUUCAGGGAUUUCAUGCAGAAGGGAUACACGAGGAAGCUCAGUCACUUUCCAGGAUCAGAGGAGAAAAACUUCAACCAGAGCUUCACAGGAGAUUCCUUCGGCUGUGGCAAACAUGAAAGAGGCUACCGACUGGAGGUUACAAGCACCAACCCGCGCCGCGACUACUUCCACGGACGCUUCCGGAACGUUCUUCUCACUUCCAUAGCCGUGGUGCCUAUCAAGAACCACACUGUGGUCAGCCUAGGCACAGCUGAGGGCCGCAUCAUCCAGGUGGUGGUUUCCCGCUUUGGCAAGACGGAGCCGCAUGUGGAUUUCCGCUUGGACACGCUCCCCGUGUCCUCCGAGAUGGCCCUACUGUCUCCACAGCGUCACGACGGCUCCUUAUUGUUGGUUACAGGAAACAAGGUCUCUAAGGUUCCUCUAAUAGGCCCUGGAUGUGAGCAGCUGUGGUCUUGUAGCUCCUGUCUCCUGGCUCCAGGCUUCAUGGGCUGCGGAUGGUGCAAGAGCAGCGAUCGCUGCACGAGGGCUCCUCAGUGCUCCCCCUCCCUUUGGAUCCAGGACUCCUGCCCCCUCCUCAUCACCACGAUCUCUCCUUCCUCUGCUCCACUCGGAGGCCACACCAACGUGACAAUCUGUGGCAAAAACUUCGGAUUCAAUAAGAAAGAUCGCUUCGAUACCAAACUGAUCGAUGUGGUGGUUGCUGGAACAAAGUGUAAACUGGAAAGGAAAGACAGCAGCAAUAAUCGGUUGGUCUGCGGACUGGAUCAUGUGAACGCGUUCAGCGCUGACUCUGUGGUUAGGGUGCGCAGUGGCAAAGAACAGGCCCAAAAAGAUGGUUUCUCAUUUGUGAACCCAAUUAUCACAGAGAUCUUCCCAGAGUUUGGACCCAAGUCUGGCGGAACGAUGCUCACUAUCACUGGUUCAUUCCUGGAUAGUGGAAAUAUGCAACAGGUCACCAUGGGCAACGCUACCUGUGUGGUGCACAGUAUUUCAGCCACGAUGCUGACAUGUCGGACACCCCCUCAGCCAUCACCGUCCCAGCACAAGGUACAGCUGCACAUUGAUGGAGUGAUUCGUGAAGCUCCUGUCAGCUACACCUACAACGAGAACCCACACAUCUCCAGCGUCCAGCCCAAGCAUUCCUUCAUCAGUGGAGGAAGCACGGUGACAGUCAAUGGUUUCUACCUUCACUCAGCCCUCCAACCUCAGAUGGUUCUCACUGCCGCCACAGAGGGCAAACUCUUCCAAGUGACCUGCAGUCAUGAUGAGGAUAAGCGAAAUAUCCUUUGUAUCACACCCUCCCUGAAAGGCCUCAGCGUUCAGCCUCCAGUUGCCACAAAAAUGACCUUCGUGUUAGACGGUUUCUCCACCGAUCAGUACGACCUACUGUAUGUUGAAGACCCCAAGUUCGAGGAGUUUCAGAAGCCCACAGUUACACCGAGAGGCAACAAGAACAUUCUGGAGAUUAAGGUCCCCCCUGUCAAUCAGGAGGCGGUUAAAAAUGGUGAGGUGCUGAGAGUUUCAAACCGGACCUGUGAGAGCGUCACUUUGGUGGGCAACACGCUCGAAUGCACCGUACCCAUGGAGCUCCAGUCGGCCGCCAAAGAGCUGGAGGUGGAGUGGAAGCAGGCCACAUCAUCUGUGAUCCUAGGUCGUGUGGUGUUGGCUCAAGACCAGGACUACAGGAUACUGAUCACAGGAGGAGUGUGUGUAUCCAUCCUUCUACUGCUUCUUAUCGCAGUCUUUGUUUGGAUCAAAAGGAAGAAGCACAUUGAUGAUUUAGCUAAGGCUAUGGUUUGGUAUGACGGCCGGGCUCACAUUCCGCACUUGGACAUGUUGGCAAACGCGAGGAGUGUCAGUCCGACUAAUGAAAUGGUCUCUCACGAGUCGGUGGACUAUAGAACCACUUUGCUUGAGGACCAAAACUUGCCCCUGUCUCAGACAGAGUCCUGCCGGCCUCAUCUCUACGCCCAUGCCCAUGUGGAUCUGUCCCCUAUGCUCGGCCCGAUGGAAGGGGACCUGGCGUCUCCACUGUUGCCCUCUAGUGCGCCCAUAGAUCUAGGCAGCCUCCAUCCGGAGCUGCUGAAGGAAGUGCAGCACGUGGUCAUCGCCCGGGAAGAUCUGCUCCUACAUGUGAAUGAGAUCAUUGGGAGAGGGCACUUUGGCUGCGUGUUCCACGGAACCCUGCUCGAACCAGAUGGCCAGAAGCAGCACUGCGCCGUCAAGUCCUUAAACCGAAUCACCGAUAUAGAAGAGGUGUCCCAGUUCCUGAAGGAGGGCAUCAUCAUGAAAGACUUCAGCCAUCCUAAUGUGCUCUCUUUGCUGGGAAUCUGCUUGCCCAGCGAGGGCUCUCCUCUCGUCGUGUUGCCGUACAUGAAGCACGGAGAUCUACGCAACUUCAUCAGAGAUGAAACUCACAACCCCACAGUGAAGGACCUGAUGGGUUUCGGACUGCAGGUGGCUAAAGGAAUGGAAUAUCUCGCCAGCAAGAAGUUUGUACACAGAGACCUCGCGGCCAGAAACUGCAUGCUGGAUGAGAGCUACACCGUAAAAGUGGCUGAUUUUGGCCUGGCCAGAGAUGUGUAUGAUAAAGAAUACUACAGUGUGCACAACAAGCACGGGGUCAAGCUGCCCGUCAAAUGGAUGGCGUUAGAAAGCCUACAGACGCACAAGUUCACCACCAAGUCUGAUGUGUGGUCGUUCGGCGUGUUGCUGUGGGAACUCAUGACCCGAGGCGCCCCGCCUUACUCCGAUGUGAACUCCUUCGACAUCACUAUCUUCCUUCUGCAAGGACGAAGACUGUUACAGCCAGAGUUCUGCCCGGACGCACUAUAUAAUGUCAUGAUCGAGUGCUGGCACCCCAAACCCGAGCGGCGGCCCACCUUCUCAGAGCUCGUGUCCCGCAUCGCCGCAAUCUUCUCCAGCUUCAGCGGCGAGCACUACAUCCUCCUUAACACCACCUACGUCAAUAUCGAUAAGAUGACGCCCUACCCCUCUCUCAUCUCCUCUCAGAGUAACCUGGACCGUGACUGCUGCACCUGAAAGACAAAGACACCAGACAGAGGGAGGGAGAGGAGAACCACAAGAAAAAAACAAAGCCAUUGCUGUUCAUGAAAGACACUGGACUGGCUGCCAGGGGCGGCUUUCAUCAUUAAAGGAGGAGGAAAGCGGCCCAAGGACACUGUGAAAGACUUAAAAGGCACACUCCCUUAAUCACUGUAAAUAGAUUAUGAUGAGCCGUGACCUGUGGAGUUAAGGUUCUCCAGUCGAGCAUGAGAUGGUCCCGAUCUCCUGGGACAGAGGUUGGCAUUCCAUUAACGUUUCAUCUGUAGGAUGAUUCUUGCAGGCUGUGACCAUCUCAUUCAUUUAUGCUUUCGGCAGACGACUUCAAGAUGUCUCGAGUUGUGUUCUCCGACGUCACCUAAGUGUACGUUGACUGAUUUAUUUUCUGUGAAAAGUGUAAUAAGACGUUAUGCAUGCCUUCGUACUAUGAACUGAGCGCAGCAUAAUGAAGUUAUCAGGAGAACACUGGACUCACGUGACGUAUGACGAUGCUUUGAGAACCUUCGAAUCUCAAAAUGUUCUUGCGAGGCCUGUACGUCUGAUUCAGACCGAUAUGAAUGAUCUGAUUCUGUUUUGUUUACUUAAGUUCAGAUGAUUGUUUCCUGUCCUGGCCUUUCGAAUCUUUCUGACAAGAUUUCUUCUGUAGUUCUUCUAUAUUUUUAUAUAAUGUGCCUAAGUUUAGUGUCAAAGCGAACGUACUAUAGGCUCGCAUGGAAUCUGCAUAGCUUUACAUUUUCACCACUGAUUGAGUGGACAAAACAGGAUAUUCAGUGAUUGAGAUGUGUAUAUGGGCCAUUCUACAGAACUGGUUCAAAGUCAGAGUUGGAAAUGUCUAAAAAAAAAUGUCUUUUUCUAAAAGAAUUGUAUGUGUGCAAACUGUAUAAUAUCCAAGGAAUACUUGUGUUGUAUAUUCAAAAAGUUUUGGAAUAUUUGUCUUCUCCUCAAAUUUGUCACUACCGAAACACAGUAAUAAUAAGUCGUGACUGUUUUUAUGGGAUAACACCCAAAAAAACAAACAUGUCACUACCAAAACGCCAUCAAAUGUUUCAGUCGUGACUGUUUCAGCAACAAUUUUAUGGGAUAACACCCAAAAAAAACAAAGAUGUCACUACCGAAACGCCAUCAA